Molecule: messenger RNA, 847 nt
Organism: Drosophila melanogaster (fruit fly)
Lineage: Eukaryota; Metazoa; Arthropoda; Insecta; Diptera; Drosophilidae
Exons: 2
Coding region: 89-466 (125 amino acids)
Cellular component (GO): membrane
Source: RefSeq, marked reviewed
GUUAUGUUAGCAACCACUGUUAAUCGAAUUGCAUAAAAUUCCAAUUCUCUUUUGCAAGAUUACUUGUGAAACGAUUAAAAAAGGCAAUAUGCUAAGCAAAACGGGGUUAAUUGGCGCCUUGGUGCGUAGAUCCUUCGGCACCAGUCAGAUGUUGCGAGAGACGAUCAAGAACCACGAGCCAAACAAUCUGGAGCGCCGUAUGUUGGUUUGGACCGGCAAAUACAAGUCGCAGUCCGAGAUUCCCAAUUUCGUUAGUCAGGAUGUCAUGGAGCGCUGCCGCAACAAAAUGCGCAUCCGCCUGGCCAACAUAAUGAUCGCACUCACCGCCGUGGGAUGCGCCAUUAUGGUGUACAGUGGCAAGCAGGCCGCCAAGAAAGGAGAAUCCGUCACAAAGAUGAAUCUCGAGUGGCACAAACAGUUUAAUGACUCUCAGCAGAGCGAAGGAUCUGCUCCGGCCGCCAAAUAGAAAAUCACUCCGAAAUCCCUCACUCGCCUAGUAAUAUUAGAACUGGCCAGGCUUCCAUUUUCACUUCCAAAGAAGAUUGGCUAAAACUGGCCUUAAAAGAUUUUGCUAAUAAUCAGUUGGUCUGAAGAUUGUUGAAAAUUUUUCUUUUUAAAUUUAGAUUUUUAUUUUUGAUUUGAAUGUGUGCGUUCAACUAAAAAAAUUCAUAAUUAUCCCAAUUGGCCCAUAAACUAUGGAAUGGAAAAUGUUUGCAGGGCCAAAUCUUUAGUGAAUUUUUUGGCUUGGAAAGCACUUUGCCAUAAGCAUGUGUACAAGCCGUGUCCUUGAUAGAUAUUCAGUGAUAUUUGUAAUGUUGUAUUAUCAAAAAUAAAACAUAUUUAUUGC